AUGAUACAUACUUUCUUCCUUUUCUUCAUCCUCCUUCUUUUCUAUUUUCAUUUUCAUCCCGUCGUUUCUCUCUCCUCCGACGGCCUCGCUCUUCUAACGCUCAAGUCCGCCGUCAACGGCGAUACCGCAUCUGCAUUUUCCGACUGGAACGAAAACGACCCUACUCCAUGUCACUGGUCCGGCAUUAGCUGCGCAAACAUCUCCGGUGAGUCCGAAGCUCGUGUCGUCGGUAUCGGUCUCGCCGGGAAAGGUCUCCGUGGCUACCUCCCGUCGGAGCUUGGAAACUUAAUCUAUCUCCGUCGUUUGAGUCUCCACACUAACCUCUUCCAUGGCUCUAUUCCUGUUCAGCUCUUCAAUGCUACCUCUCUUCACAGCAUCUUCCUCCAUGGCAACAACCUCUCCGGUAACCUCUCUCCCUCCGUCUGCAACCUGCCACGUCUUCAAAAUAUUGACCUCUCACAAAAUUCAAUCUCUGGCACAAUCCCGGAGUCUCUCGGAAACUGUGCAGAACUCCAGCGUCUUAUCCUUGCAAGAAAUAAUUUCUCCGGUGACAUUCCGGUGACUCCAUGGAUGAAGCUUAAGAAUCUAGUUCAGCUUGACCUAUCUGAGAAUCUUCUAGAAGGUUCCAUUCCGGAACAAAUUGGCUACCUGAACUCCCUUACCGGAACGCUAAACCUAUCAUUCAACCAUCUAUCAGGUGACGUUCCAAAGUCUCUAGGAAAGUUACCGGUGACGGUUAGCUUCGACCUUCGUAGCAAUGAUCUAAGUGGUGAAAUUCCUCAAACGGGGUCGUUUUCGAACCAGGGACCCACCGCGUUUCUGAAUAAUCCCAAACUAUGUGGGUUUCCUCUGCAAAAACAGUGCACCGGUUCAGCGAGUCAACCAGGGAGUAAUCCUGGUUCAGCUCGACGAGAGGUGAACCGGUCGAAGAAAGGGUUGAGUCCGGGUUUGAUUAUUAUUAUAACAGUAGCUGAUGCUGCUGGUGUGGCUUUGAUUGGGCUUCUUGUUGUGUAUGUGUAUUGGAAAAAGAAAGAUAACUCUAAUGGGUGUAGUUGUACUUUGAAGAGAAAAUUUGGUGGGAGUGGAAACAAUGAAAAAUCGGGUUUCUGUUGUUUUUGUUUGUCUUUAGGGUGUGCUAAGGGGUUUAAGAGUGAUGAUUCAGAUAUCGAAGAGAGUGAGAAAGGAGGAAGAGAAGGUGGUGGGGGUGGUAGAGGGGAAGGUGAAGGAGAAGGGAAAAGUGGAUUAGGGAUUGUGUAUAAGGUAGUGCUUGGGAAUGGUGUUCCUGUGGCUGUAAGGAGAUUAGGGGAAGGUGGUGAACAAAGGUAUAAGGAGUUUGCUGCUGAAGUUCAAGCUAUUGGGAAAGUGAAACAUCCUAACAUUGUCAAGUUGAGAGCUUAUUAUUGGGCUCAUGAUGAAAAGCUUUUGAUUAGUGAUUUCAUUUCCAAUGGCAAUUUGGCUAAUGCUCUUAGAGGGAGAAAUGGCCAACCAUCUCCAAAUCUUUCAUGGUCAAUCAGGCUGCGAAUAGUCAAAGGAACAGCCAGAGGUUUAGCUUAUCUCCAUGAAUGCAGUCCAAGAAAAUUUGUUCACGGUGACCUCAAACCUUCCAAUAUCCUCCUCGACACAGACUUCCAACCUCUCAUUUCUGAUUUCGGUCUUAACAGGCUGAUCAGCAUCACCGGCAACAAUCCCUCCGCCGGCGGUUUUAUGGGUGGAGCUCUUCCUUACUUGAAGUCAUCACAAACAGAACGAAUCAACAACUAUAAAGCUCCUGAAGCCAGAAUACCAGGCUGCAGACCCACCCAAAAAUGGGAUGUGUAUUCAUUUGGUGUUGUAUUACUCGAAUUGCUCACUGGUAAGUCCCCAGAUUCUUCUCCAGGAGCAUCAACUUCCGUGGAAGUCCCCGACUUGGUAAGGUGGGUUAAGAAAGGGUUUGAACAAGAAAGCCCUUUAUCCGAAAUGGUUGAUCCAUCACUUCUUCAAGAAAUUCACGCCAAGAAAGAAGUACUUGCUGUAUUCCAUGUAGCACUAUCAUGCACUGAGGGAGACCCUGAGGUCAGGCCUAGAAUGAAAACUGUUUCCGACAAUCUUGAAAGAAUUUGA
Messenger RNA from Vicia faba (fava bean), 2100 nucleotides. NCBI's taxonomy places the organism in Eukaryota, Viridiplantae, Streptophyta, Magnoliopsida, Fabales, Fabaceae. The record is from the annotation of a GenBank genome assembly.